UAAAGCCCCAGUAGCUCCAAACACGGCCCAGAUAAACCCCGGCGCUCGUUCUCCUCGCGUCUCCGCCGGUGGCUGGCUGGCUUCCUGAAUCCGAGCGCAGAGGCUCGGCGGUUGUGAGCGGAGCCUAAAAUGACCCAUGCGGUGACUCCUGACAUGUAAAUGGCUUCCAAAGUGCGUGAUGCCGUGGUGUGGUACCAGAAGAAGAUCGGUGCGUACGACCAGCAGAUUUGGGAGAAGUCUGUGGAACAAAGAGAAAUUAAGUUCAUUAGGCUGGGCCUGAGGAACAAACCAAAGAAGACGGGCCAUGUGAAGCCAGAUCUGAUAGAUGUGGAUCUAGUGAGAGGCUCUGCGUUUGCCAAGGCAAAACCCGAGAGCCCAUGGACGUCUCUGACACGGAAGGGCAUCGUCAGGGUGGUUCUCUUCCCCUUUUUCUUCAGAUGGUGGAUCCAAGUGACCUCCAAAGCCAUCUUCCUACUGCUGCUUUCACUCUACCUGCUCCAAGUGGCUGCGGCAGUGUUGUUUUUCAGUAUCUCGCAGCCUCACGACAUCCCAGCCACUGAGGUGUUUGGUGCCAUCUGGCUGAUGCUGCUGCUGGGCACAGUACACUGUCAGAUCGUCUCCACCCGCACGCCCAAACCAGCACCAAAUGGCACUGGCAAGAGGAGAAGGAAGUUAAGGAAGGCAGCUCACUUGGAGGUGCAUAGGGAAGGCGAUGGCUCUAGCACUACCGAUAACACACAGGAGGGGGCGCUGCACUCCUCCGGCUCCGCCGCCGCUCACAGCCUUGGCGCUUUCUUCAGAGAUUUCUGGCAUAAUGUCUUUAAAUCGGGGUCAAAGAAAUCCAAGCUGUCCAUUGAUAAGUCCACGGAGACAGACAACGGGUACGUGUCUCUGGAUGGCCGCGUCACCAGUAAGAGCAGCGAAGAGGGGCUGCAGCUGCACGAUCCGCACUGUGAGCUGCUGCGCUCCGAGGAGCCAUGCUGGAGCUGCCCACAGCCCAGGAACAACCUGAUACUGCCACCUCUCACCAAGGACGUGCCAGUUCUGCGCAGCGUGGAGAACAUGUCAGACGAAGCAUCGAGUGAAGAAGACCCGGAGAAUUACAGCACCCUCCGCAGGGGCGUGGAGCGUAUGAACAGCGACAGCACCCUGCGUAACAGAAAAACCCAUCACUACAAAAAACACUAUACAGCAGAGGAGACGCCUAAGUCUGGCACCAGCUGUAGCUCCCGCUGCUCCAGUCUGCGCACACAUGACUCUGAGAGCACCCGGCAUGAGUCGGAGACAGAAGAUGUGCUGUGGGAGGAUUUCCUGCACUGCGCUGAAUGCCGCUCCUCCUGCACCAGCGAGACGGAGGGGGAAGGGUCUGCCGUCUGCCCUGCCUCCAAAAAGGAGUACCGGGAUGACCCCUUCCACCAGGGUCAUGCCCCUUGGCUGCAUAGCUCAAAUCCAGGGCUGGAGCGGGUGAGCGCCAUCGUGUGGGAGGGAAACGAGUGCAAGAAGGCAGACAUGUCAGUGCUGGAGAUCAGCGGCAUGAUCAUGAAUAGAGUGAAUCUUUACACUCCUGGCAUUGGGUACCAGAUCUUUGGUAAUCUGGUGGCUGUGACUCUGGGACUCACACCCUUUGCAUAUAGACUUUUCCAGUAUAAAGACCUGGAUCAACUGGCCUCUCUCUCAGCCAGUGAGAUGAUCUCUAUUGCCUUUGGCUCCUCUUCUAGCAUUAUGGUGAUUGCCAUGGUGACGGUGAGCCUCGUGGUGCGUGUCUGCCUCAUCUGGCUCUUCUUCUUUCUGCUCAGUGUGGCAGAGAGGACAUACAAGCAGAGGCUGCUCUUUGCUAAGCUCUUUGGUCACCUGACCUCAGCCCGGAGGGCCAGGAAGUCUGAGGUGCCUCAUUUCCGCCUGAAGAAAGUGCAGAACAUUAAAAUGUGGCUUUCUCUGCGCUCCUACUUGAAGAGGCGUGGUCCUCAGCGUUCAGUGGAUGUAAUCGUCUCAUCUGCCUUCCUCCUCACUCUCUCCGUGGUCUUCAUCUGCUGUGCCCAGUUGCUCCACGUGCACGAGACGUUUCUGGAGUUUCACUAUAACUGGGAGCUGGUGAUUUGGUGCUUGUCUCUCUCUCUCUUCCUGCUGCGCUUUGUCACUCUGGGCUCUGAGACCAGCAAAAAGUACAGCAACACCUCCAUUCUACUGACCGAACAGAUCAAUCUGUACUUGAAAAUGGAGAAGAAGCCAAACAAGAAAGAAGAGCUGACACUGGUCAACAAUGUUCUCAAGCUGGCCACCAAACUGCUAAAGGAGUUGGAUUCUCCGUUCAGAUUAUACGGCCUUACCAUGAACCCCCUCCUGUACAAUAUCACACAGGUGGUCAUCCUGUCUGCAGUGUCAGGAGUCAUUAGUGACCUGUUGGGCUUCAAUGUGAAGCUUUGGAAGAUCAAGUCAUGACAAUGAACUGACUACAGUCUCCAGCCUCCUCAGAGUUGACAACACACAGUUUGACCACAGGAGGGCGCUGAAUCCCCUUGAUGAGGGGCCGUCUGACAAAGAACUUUUGGCCCUUUUCCCUCUGACAUAUCAGAGUUUCUUAUAUUUUACUUGUGCAAUUCAGAUAUUUAUUUUACCCUCUCAGUGUUUUUUGAGUUCUCACAUGUGUUUAGCUGUUUUAAUUGUUUUAAAGUAUUAUUUUUAGCUCUUGGAAUUUCAUUGUUACAGGAACAGGAUUUUCACAGAGGGAGAAAAGUCCUGGUUGAGGGCUGUGUUAUAUGCACAGUGGUAUGCAGGUGUACAGAAAAAAAAGCAAAAUAUUUAUUUAGAAACUCAAUGUGAGCAUGACGGCAUGAUCCGAGAGCAGAGACGGUCUCGAUAUUGAAGAGUCGAGACUGGCAAUAAGGAGUUUAGUUACUUGUUGGAGCCGGACUGGCUACCGUUAUAGGUCACUCUUAGCAAUGGUCCUCUAAAUUUAUAAGCAAUUAAGCAUCAUGGGAGGCAUAAUUUCAUGAGCUUAUUUGGGAAGCGAUGUGUUUGGAAGCACUGAAACAUACAGGUGAAACUGACACAUGCACGCACACACACACACACACACACACACACACACACACACACACACCCACACACACACACACACACACUCACACUCACACACACACAGCGUCAGUGGAGCUGAGAUGUCCUCAGUGUGUGUGUGUGAGUGUGUGUCUGAAACGAAGCUCCUUUCACUGUUCACUGUGUGUGUGUUAUGACCUGUAACAUGCUGUUUCCACCACAUACUUUGUUGGGGUUGAAUUGCCACCCAAUGCUUUUUGAGUGUUGUCAGAUUUGUGUUAGUGCUGGUCUCACUCUGUGUGUUUGUAAGAUUUGAGGAGAGCACGACUGGGGCCUUGAGAAAUUCUUAGAAAAGCUUGUGGUUUACCUCCAAAAAAAGAAAAAUAGUUCUGUGUUUAUAGCCCAAAUGUGGUCGCCAGUUCCAUUGAGAGAAACUCUGUCAUUCUGAUGUGACUUUCAUCGUAGUUUGUCAGUUUCUGAAUGUCAGCUGUUUAUGCUAUUAAGACUCGCGUCCGCUCCGUCUCUUUGAGCUACAGUGUGUGGAGGACUGUAUUUAGAGGCCUGUGUGUGUGUGUGUGUGUGUGUGUGUGUGUGUGUGUGUGUAUUCGUGUUCUCUCAAAGACACGGUGUGUUUGUGCCCAGCCUCAGUCAGAAAUGCCUCAAAACGUGCACUUUAAAGCAAAGAAAUUGUUACUCCAUGUCCAAAAGGUGGUCAGAAGAGCCUAGAAGAUGUUUUCUGUUUUUGUACUUCUGCAUGGGACAGUCAGUGAAGAUGACCAAAGUGCUUUUUUUUCUGUCUGCUGGAGACGAAUGUAUUAGUUCUUGCUUUAAGUGUUAGUUUCUCAGAAAGUUCCUUUGAAAGGGCAAUGGACGCCUUUCCUUUUUUUUUCUGUGUUGUGUUGAUCCUGUACUUUGUUUGGUUUUUGUUAUUAAACUCACUCAUAGUUUGCUGAUAUUUGAUGGAAAUAUGUGGUGUUUACAAAAGAACACUAUGUCUGAAAGAAUAGAUAAAGAGCUUUGAAAACCAGAAAA
This is a messenger RNA of Pygocentrus nattereri (red-bellied piranha), 4068 nucleotides long. RefSeq names its product putative homeodomain transcription factor 2. The record is from RefSeq and is a predicted model, not a curated record. Gene Ontology annotation, cellular component: endoplasmic reticulum. The transcript has 19 exons. The coding region runs from base 160 to 2439 and encodes 759 amino acids. NCBI's taxonomy places the organism in Eukaryota, Metazoa, Chordata, Actinopteri, Characiformes, Serrasalmidae.